Molecule: messenger RNA, 951 nt
Organism: Maudiozyma barnettii
Lineage: Eukaryota; Fungi; Ascomycota; Saccharomycetes; Saccharomycetales; Saccharomycetaceae
Gene: LSP1
Product: lipid-binding protein LSP1
Exons: 1
Coding region: 1-951 (316 amino acids)
Biological process (GO): eisosome assembly; negative regulation of protein kinase activity; endocytosis
Cellular component (GO): eisosome filament; plasma membrane
Molecular function (GO): lipid binding
Source: RefSeq, a predicted model, not a curated record
AUGCAUAAGACAUAUUCUUUGAGAAAUGCCAGACAGCCUACUGCUGCUCAAUUACAAUCACCUCCACCUCCUACUUCUACCACCAAGUCUCGUUUCUUUGGUAGAGCAGGUCUAGCUGCUUCCUUUCGUAAGAGUGCAGCCGGCUCCUUUGGUCCAGAAUUAGCUAGAAAACUGUCUCAAUUGGUCAAGACUGAAAAGAACGUGCUAUGUUCCAUGGAAAUCGUCACUAAUGAACGUCGUGCUGCCGCUAGACAAUUGUCUCUGUGGGGUUCUGAUAAUGAUGACGACGUCUCUGAUGUUACUGACAAAUUAGGGGUCCUGCUAUUUGAGUUAGGUGAGUUGCAAGAUCAAUUCAUCGAUAAAUACGAUCAAUAUCGUGUCACUAUGAAAUCCAUUCGUAAUAUUGAAGCAUCCGUACAACCAUCUAGAGAUCGUAAGGAUAAGAUUACAGAUGAAAUUGCUCAUUUGAAAUAUAAGGAUCCUGUGUCUCCUAAGAUUCCUGUCCUAGAACAAGAAUUGGUUAGAGCAGAAGCAGAAUCCUUAGUUGCAGAAGCUCAAUUAUCUAAUAUUACUAGAGAAAAAUUGAAAGCUGCUUAUAAUUAUCAAUUUGAUUCUAUGAGAGAAAUGGCCGAGAAAUUUGCUUUGGUUGCGGGUUACGGUAAAGCUUUAUUAGAAUUACUAGAUGAUGCCCCUGUUACUCCUGGUGAAAUUAGGCCUACUUAUGACGGUUACGAUGCCUCUAGACAAAUUAUUAUGGACGCAGAAGCUGCAUUGGAGGCUUGGACUCUGGAUUUCGCAGUGGUUAAACCAACUUUAUCAUUCCAUCAAACAAUUGAUGACGUCUACCAAACUAUGCCUGAGGAUGAACUUGAAGAUGAUUUGGUCGAUGAUGCUGAUGUCAUUGAAGAUGUUCUAGAAGAUGAAGAACAUCCAGAAGAUGAAGAAUAUUAA